Magnolia sinica is the source of this 2741-nucleotide messenger RNA. Its product is annotated as linoleate 9S-lipoxygenase A-like. Lineage: Eukaryota; Viridiplantae; Streptophyta; Magnoliopsida; Magnoliales; Magnoliaceae. Gene Ontology annotation, molecular function: metal ion binding; protein binding; oxidoreductase activity, acting on single donors with incorporation of molecular oxygen, incorporation of two atoms of oxygen. The coding region runs from base 1 to 2550 and encodes 849 amino acids. Gene Ontology annotation, biological process: lipid oxidation. The record is from RefSeq and is a predicted model, not a curated record. The transcript is spliced from 10 exons.
AUGGAAUUUGAAAGCCCAAACAUGCAACAAAGUUGGCCUACUUGCUUUCCUGCAUGCCUGAAAACAGCCCAUCAAUUUCAUGUUAUCAAGGGGAAGGUCGUUGUUCGUCGGAGUCUGGGCCGAUCAGGCCCAGGAAAAUCAGCUUCAGUUCAAAUAUACAGUACUCAAGUUGAUACCAACACUGAAACAGGGAAGUUGAGCAAGAGAGGACGCCUGAGAAAAGACAAGAGCAACGAACAUGAUACAAGCACAAUAACAUAUAGAAUCACAUUUCACGUCGAGCCACAAUUCGGAAUUCCUGGCGCUCUCCUCAUUACAAAUCAGCACAAGCACGAAUUCUUUCUUAUUUCUGUGAUGCUCGAUAUUCCCAACAGUCGGGAUAUCCAUUUCGAUUGCAACUCUUGGGUAUAUCCUAUCCACAAGACCAAAAUAGGCAGAGUAUUUUUCUCGAAUAAGUGUUAUCUUCCUGAUCACACGCCGGAGGCUCUAAGAGAACUGAGAGAAAAUGAACUUAUCGGCUUGAGAGGAGAUAGAACAGGAGAAAGAAAGGAAUGGGAGAGGAUUUAUGACUACGAUUAUUACAAUGAUCUCGGUAAUCCUGAUAAAGGAUGGUCCCACGUAAGACCCAUCUUGGGUGGAUCAAAUGAGCAUCCGUACCCUCGGCGAGGCCGAACGGGCCGACCUCCAUCCAAUGAAGAUGUGCGCACGGAAAGCCGGCCCAGCAUCAUCAACCUGGAUAUCUAUGUCCCACCGGAUGAGCGUUUUAGCCCCAGGAAAAUGUCAGAAUUCCUUUCGAAUUCAAUACAAGCAAUCGUGCAUUUCUUGAUCCCGGAAGCCAAAUCCUUUUUUCAAAAAGACUCCAACAGCUUUGAGUCAUUCGAUGAAAUGCGUAACAUGUUCUCCGGCAGUGCGGCCCCUGCUUUAGACAGACGGUUGGAAGCGAUGCUGAAGCGUUUGGUACCAGACAAGGUUUUUGGAGAAAUAGUUAGAACUAGUAAAGAGAAUCCUGGGAAAUUCCCAUUACCACAGAUUAUAUCAGUCAAUGAACUAGCAUGGAGAGAUGAUGAAGAAUUUGGACGAGAAAUGCUUGCGGGUAUUAAUCCAGCAGUGAUCCGCAGCUUGGAGUCGUUUCCACCGAUAAGCAAAAGUGGGAAGAGAAGUUCCAUCACGGCUGCCCACAUAGAAAACAAUCUAGAUGGCCUAACCAUCAAAGGUGCAAUGGAUCAGUGGAGGAUAUUCAUUCUAGAUCACCAUGACUAUCUCAUGCCAUUCUUGGACCGGAUCAACGGUCAGGGUGUGUGCAUCUAUGCAUCACGGAUGCUUUUGUUUCUGAGGGACAAUUGCACGUUGAAGCCGUUGGCCAUCGAACUGAGCCUGCCAGCAUCCGACGGUGAGGAUGGUGAGAUCAGUCGAGUUUUCGUUCCUGCUCCUGAGGGAAUGGAGAGGGCACUGUGGCAGCUCGCUAAGGCCCAUGUGGCCGUUAAUGACUCCAGUCACCAUCAGCUGAUAAGCCACUGGCUACACACUCAUGCAGUGGUUGAACCCUUCAUCAUUGCCACAAGAAGGCAAUUGAGCUCAAUGCAUCCCAUACACAAGCUACUAAAUCCUCACUUCAAGGACACCAUGCACAUAAACGCCCUCGCCCGAAGCAUUAUCCUGUCUGCCGACGGCAUUCUAGAGAGGACAAUGUUUCCUGGAAAGUUCUCCAUGGAGCUGUCAUCUGCACUCUACAAACAAUGGAGAUUCGAUGAACAAGGCCUUCCGGCGGAUCUCAUCAAGAGGCGACUAGCAGUGGUAGACUCAGGUCAGCCCUCUGGCGUCCGGCUUCUCUUCAAAGAUUACCCAUAUGGGGCUGAUGGGCUUGACAUCUGGACCGCAAUCAAGACAUGGGUCUCAGACUACUGCUCCAUCUUUUACUUAGAUGAUAAUGCUGUCAGCUCUGAUAAUGAAAUUCAAGCAUGGUGGAAUGAAAUUCGGCAGGUGGGCCACGGCGAUAAGAGUGACGAGCAGUGGUGGUACCAAAUGAACACAUUAUCCAACUUGAUACAGACCUUAACAACGCUUAUAUGGAUUGCAUCGGCGCUCCAUGCAUCGAUAAACUUCGGGCAAUAUGGAUAUGCAGGUUACCCUCCGAACAGGCCGACAAUGUGCCGAAAAUUCAUACCGGAGGAGGGGACGCUGGAGUAUGCCGAGUUCCUUGAGGACCCAGAUAAGUACUACUUAAAAAUGUUACCUGAUCGAUUUGUGACAACACUUGGAGUGGCAUUGACGGAGGUCCUAUCGACACAUAUGUCUGAUGAGGUGUAUGUGGGCCAGAGAUCGUCGUCGGAGUGGACCGACAAUGACGAUGUCUGUCGGAUCUUUGACAAGUUCAGGAAUAAUCUGGAGGAGGUGGAGAAGGUGAUCAUGGAGAGGAACAGGAAUGCUAGUCUUAAGAACAGGUUGGGCCCAGCUAGGAUUCCUUACAUGCUCUUGUACCCGGAUACCUCGAAGGUAGGCCCUACAAAGGGAAUCACAGGGAAGGGGAUUCCAAACAGCAUUUCCAUUUGAUUGGGAUUGGUUUAUAUCCUACGACUCUGUGUGAUUGUAUGAUUGUGAAUUUGGUGAGUUUGAUUGAUGUAAUUAGUGUGAUGUAUUUGAAUGGUUACGAUGGAUUGAUUUUGAACUGAGGAUUGAGAUUAGUUUAGAAAAUGGAGUACAGGUAAGAGUUUAGGAAUCUUAUUUGUACGUAGCUUCGCAUG